This is a messenger RNA of Oldenlandia corymbosa var. corymbosa, 1612 nucleotides long. Lineage: Eukaryota; Viridiplantae; Streptophyta; Magnoliopsida; Gentianales; Rubiaceae. The record is from the annotation of a GenBank genome assembly.
AUGGCUCCCAGAGGAAGACCCAGGAAGAAAACUAAUAACACAAGAAUGGACGCAGCUGUUGAAGCGAUGACGAAGGAGUAUGGGUUUUCUGAUGAACAGCUUAUAAAGAAGGUGGCGAAUCAGUUGCUCAAGGAAUACGGUGUUGGAGAUGAUGCGUGGUAUUUCAUCGAGCAGUAUUCUUACAAUGAGCUGCUUGAGGCGCUUCUGCGGCAUCAGAGUGGGAAUGAGAGGGAAAACCCUGACGCAAAUGAAGAUUUUCCGGCGGAUUUAAAUGAUCAAGAAAAUCUUGCUACAGGGGAGGAUUUGAUUAAGGAUGACUCCAUGGAAGGAGAAAAGACCAAAGAACAUUCUUUAACAGAUGUAGCAGGGCCUUCUUGUAUACAUUCGACGCCACCUUGCUCUGAGAUUGUAAAUGAACAAAUGGAAAUACAUGAACAAGAUGAAAAUAAGUCCUUUCCAUGCACAGACAGCGAUGGAAAUAGCUGGAAAGACAUUGGCUUGGAUCAAGCUUCUAAUCAGAGAGAGAGUGUGGAUGCCACAUGUGGCAAGGUUGAGGAAGGUAGCCAGAAUGAAGUUCCAGUUCCUGCAGCACCAGCUGGCCAUCAUCCAGUCCCUCCGCCCAAAUUCUCUGCUCCACCACCAUCCCUGCCACCUUUAAAAAUUAGGCCUCCAAAGAAAAGAGUUCAUCCUCCGAAUGGAUAUAUUGACAGUGAUGAAGAGGAUAAGGGCGAUGAGUUUAUUGAGUUUAUACCAGCUAAGGGGUUGAAGGAUUUAAAACCGGCAAAGCGCAGGAAACUGGUGUGGUUUACCAUGGAGCUACAUUAUUAUGACCUUAUUCCUUCUAAGGCUUUUGCAUCAUCAGCGUCAACCUCAUGGGGAAGAAAGAAGCCCGAGAAAAAGGAUGAUCAUUUACCACCGGCAUCAAGUCCUAACAAUGAUGCAAUGGAAAGACGUGAAACCAUGGCGACUCAGAGUGAUUGGAGAGCAUCCAUAAACAACCCCCAGAAGAACAAUGAUGCAAUGAAAAGACAUGAAACCAUGGCGACUAUGAGUGAUUGGAGAGCAGAAUGUAAAAUACACGAAGCUACGAGGAGGGCCACGAGGAUGGCCACGACGAUGGCACAAAACAAUCUCAAACAGCACUAUGGACGUCUUUUCUUCAGCAACAACGUGCAUAUUAACUAUACAGAAAUCCUUUAUAGGCUGGGUUUUAACAGGGAAACUUUCGGCAGGACCGAGGAUGACGCCAGAAGGGUUCCAGUUGGAUGGGAAGCUGCAGAUCCACCUCCUGGCCAUGAACCUGAACAUUUUUACGCUGAAUCUUGGAAGCAUUGGAAGAAAAACCUGUGGAACUGGAAGAAGAAGUAGUUUUGUCUCAAUAGCUGGUGCAGUACUGCUCUUUACUUAUUUGGUCGAUAUCCCUGUUUUUGGCUUCCUGUUAUGUAGUCUGCACAUGAAGCUUUUUGAUUUUGACAAAGUCAGGUAGGAAAUAUUCAUGCUAUCUUUUGAUUAUGAUACAGCAUUUUGGAAGGGUUGCUCCUCUUACCGAUUUGGUCAAAAAUUUUGUAAGAAAAACAUAUGCUCUGGUAAUGAGCUAUUCUUUUAGGCCGUA